This is a messenger RNA of Cynara cardunculus var. scolymus (artichoke), 752 nucleotides long. Its product is annotated as sec-independent protein translocase protein TATA, chloroplastic-like. Gene Ontology annotation, biological process: protein transport by the Tat complex. The coding region runs from base 133 to 579 and encodes 148 amino acids. Lineage: Eukaryota; Viridiplantae; Streptophyta; Magnoliopsida; Asterales; Asteraceae. The record is from RefSeq and is a predicted model, not a curated record. The transcript is spliced from 2 exons. Gene Ontology annotation, cellular component: membrane.
GGAGAGAUAAUGAAUUGGUCCUAGUCACCCACAAAGAAAUCUUCAGAAAUUUCAUAUUUAUCCAAUAAAGCGAUUAAACCACACCACCACCAUAAAAGAUCCACCACCACCGACGGCCAAAACCAGACGGAAAUGGCGAUUUCCUACGCCGCCCCAACUCUCACCAUGCCAUACACGCCGUCCAUUUCAAAACCCACUUCAUUAUCUGCAAAAACCUUAUCCUUUUCUUCCUCCAGUUCCUCCUUCUUCACCAACACCCUCAAACCCUCGACCAUCGCCUAUGGAAACAGAUCCAGUCUGCUUAACACCAAGAAAAGGGGCUUAUCUUGUAACUGCUUGUUUGGACUUGGUAUGCCGGAGCUAGUGGUUAUUGCUGGCGUCGCCGCUCUCGUUUUCGGUCCCAAAAAGCUGCCGGAGGUUGGCCGUAGCAUUGGGAAAACCGUCAAGAGCUUCCAGCAGGCGGCAAAAGAAUUUGAAACAGAGUUAAAAAAGGAACCCGAGUCACUAGGGGAGUCUACAGUUGCAACUGAGCAGGAACCCGAAGACUUGAAAGUGCCAACGACAAAGGAGAGCUUGUAGAUUGAUGUGUUCAUGUAACGCUAGCGUCGUUGUAACAUGUACUAGGACAUGUUUCAUAGUUUUAAAUCGGCUUGAUUCCAUUCAGAGGAUUUGAUUCAUGGUGUAUGCAUAUGCAUGUUUGAGAAGUCGUUUUUUCAUUUAUACUGGAUGAAAUUUCCGAGGUUAGAAAAGAA